This is a messenger RNA of Morone saxatilis (striped sea-bass), 407 nucleotides long. It is a transcript of the gene atp5mj, whose product is annotated as ATP synthase membrane subunit 6.8PL. Bases 128 to 286 code for a protein of 52 amino acids. The record is from RefSeq and is a predicted model, not a curated record. The transcript is spliced from 4 exons. Gene Ontology annotation, cellular component: mitochondrion. NCBI's taxonomy places the organism in Eukaryota, Metazoa, Chordata, Actinopteri, Moronidae.
CGCUAGAUACCAAAACGUGAAUGAAACCCUACACAGCUGAGAGUAGAAGAAGAUCCACACACACGACUUUGAGGUUUAGCAGCAGCGGCUGUCCUGACCUUCCCUCUGCAGCGUGACACACUGAAAGAUGGCUGGGCGUGCGUUUGCAAGUUGGUGGUCCAAGGUGGGCCCUUACUACACUAAGGCAUACCCGGAGAUGUGGGUUGGUCUUGGCAUCAUGACAUACCUGUACUACAGAAUUUCCUACGGCGGCAAGAAGGCUGUGAAGGACAAGCCUGCCCAUUGAGUAUUCCACCAUGUUGACCAUCCCAUGUGAAAUAAUUCCCCAGUCCUUAGUCCAGAAGUCCAGCUUCAUAUAAGAUUUUUUGUUAAUAUGGAAUGAAUAAAGUCGCUAUCCUAAACUUUCA